Molecule: messenger RNA, 1240 nt
Organism: Amoebophrya sp. A120
Lineage: Eukaryota; Dinophyceae; Syndiniales; Amoebophryaceae
Source: the annotation of a GenBank genome assembly
AGUGGGCGUCGUCCAUUCCCCGCGCACGACCAAGAUGAUGGCGGACCGUGCAGGUACUUGAAUAAAACAUCACUCUGAUGCGCCACACCUGUUCUUGGUCUUGCUAUUUACGUUCUUGCUAUUCUUGGGUAUUCAACAUCGACCAUGUGGAAGGUAAGUAACCCUUUCUCAUUUGCUUUUGCUGGCAUGUAGCACUAUGUUUCGCAUCAUCAUUCGCAGGUAAAAUGGCAGGAAACACGAAUUUGCAGUCGUUCAAUGGCCUGGGAGAACCGGUUCCGAGCGGCCCUGCCCCUGCCGGCGGGUUGUUCCUGCAAUUUCUCUCCGGGGAAACGGAAAGCGACUUGUGUUCUUGUAAACUGAAAAGCAAAGACCUGCUGCAGGCAGAGAUAAAGAAACAAAACCCCUUAAGUUUUUUGGAUAACCCCAUUUGUAAUGAAGGUCCGAUCGAUAUGGACACUUUCACAAAGAGAGUUGCUGAUCGUGCUGGAAACAACAACUUGCUAUCCGUUGCAGAAGAGUGCCAGAAGCAGAACCAUCCCACCAAAUGCGACACCACAAAAAUGGGUUUGAACCUGGGCUAUCCGGCACUGAUCCGAGAGUCUCUGAAUGCUUGCACCUGUGAGUCUACAGGGCUGACUCUGGCUACAACCGUAAAAGUAUGAGUGGUCGAGUCAAGAAAGAACUGACUUUUAUUCCCAGUAACGGGCGACUGGAUACUAUUACUUACUACCCGAUCCCGAACGCCAGCAAUUUGAAUUUCGCAUUAUUUCACAACUUACACUUACAUCAGAUACAGGUUCAGAGCAUACUACCUGCAGCAAACGACAAAGCACAGAAAGCCUCUGUGCAGAUAAUCGUUCUAUCUCUAUCCAUUUUUCCGAAAUAAAGUAUCAUGUAGCCUUUUCAACGUUUACCCAAGACAAUCUCUGACUUUUCCAUUUGCCCCUAGAGCCGAAGUACCGCGCACAAGUAAAAUGCUACAGCUACAGAGCUGUAUAAUGAGUCCCAUGCUGUGGUCCGUUAUUUACCAGAAGAUUAAGACUUUAUCUUCUACUCGGGACGAGCGAGCUAAAUUUUGAUUUCUACCCUUGAAGUAUAUUGAAUUUUUGUCCGCGCAAGAACCUUGCAGAUUUUUGUGGAUAUAGUACGCUACAAAUGCGUAUGCGAAUGCGAUCAGACUCAGGUGAUUUUAUCGCGAGCUGGCACCGAAAAUCAAUAAGAAUAAAGACCAGCAACAGAG